Saxophila tyrrhenica is the source of this 2220-nucleotide messenger RNA. RefSeq names its product RNA methyltransferase tRNA(m5U54)methyltransferase (gene TRM1). The record is from RefSeq and is a predicted model, not a curated record. NCBI's taxonomy places the organism in Eukaryota, Fungi, Ascomycota, Dothideomycetes, Mycosphaerellales, Extremaceae. Gene Ontology annotation, cellular component: nucleus. Gene Ontology annotation, biological process: tRNA N2-guanine methylation. The transcript has 2 exons. The coding region runs from base 1 to 2220 and encodes 739 amino acids. Gene Ontology annotation, molecular function: RNA binding; tRNA (guanine(10)-N2)-methyltransferase activity.
AUGACUACAGAAGACCAACCUGUUGCGAUAGCAGCCGAGCCAAAGGCAGGACAGACGGUAGAGCACGAUGGAAAAGUCUACACUACCGUACGAGAGGGCAAGGCAUUCAUCCUCGUACCUCCUAAGGCGCGCACAUCAGUAGACCCGAAGUCCAAGGCAGGUGACGGCUCGCAAGCCCAGGAUGUCUUCUACAACCCUAUUCAGCAGUUCAAUCGCGACUUGAGUGUUCUUGCAAUCAAGGCCUUUGCGGAGGAUUCAUGUAAGAGGAAGAGGGAGAGGCAUGAGGCGCAGGGUGGGAAGACGAAGCGGAAGAAAGACAAUAAGCGCAAGAGGGCUGCAGUUGAAGGGGCGCAUGCUGAGGAAGAUGGGAAUCCGACCAAAGUGAGCAGGUCCGAGGACGGGUCAAGAGAGACGGCUGCUGGCCAGGAGGGUGACGAUGUACAGGUCGAGCACACAAGUGGGAAGACACGGCAGGAAGAUGCAACAGUGGAGGGCGAUCAGGCGCGGGCAGAGGCUGCCCAGGAGGCCAAUGGUGUCCUCCCAAGUGAAGCACAAGCUUCAGAAGGAGCCGCACAGACUGGGACACCCACCAACGAUCCAAACCAGAACGGAGACGCCGCCCAAGGCCAGAGCAAGCAGCCCUGGAAGCCCAGGUUCCGGAUCUUAGAUGCGCUUUCAGCAACAGGUCUACGGGCGCUGCGCUAUGCGACCGAGAUCCCUGAUGCAACCGCGGUUGUAGCAAAUGAUAGAGAGAAGAAGGCCACGAAAAGCAUCAACCUCAACGUAGAGCACAACAAGCUGGACUCGAUGAUUACAACGACAACUAGCGACGCACUGGGACACAUGUACAGCGUCGCCUAUCCACCACCAGAAAGCCACGGACCUAAACACAUCAAUGGCAGAUAUGAUGUCGUCGAUCUGGAUCCCUACGGAACCGCGGCACCAUUCAUCGACGCUGCGCUACAAGCCCUGGAAGACGGCGGACUGCUCUGUGUGACCUGCACGGAUUCCGGGGUUUUCGCUUCUUGCGGAUACUCUGAAAAGACCUUCUCUCUCUACGGUGGCAUGCCCAUCAAAGGCAUCCAUUCCCACGAAGGCGGGCUGCGGUUGAUUUUGUCCUCCAUCGCAACCACUGCCUCAAAGUACGGCCUCGCGAUCGAGCCUCUCCUUUCUCUCAGCAUCGACUUCUACGCCCGAGUCUUCGUUCGCGUCCGGAAGAGCCCACUCGAUGUCAAAUUUCUAGCAGGCAAGACCAUGUUCGUCUACGACUGCGACCACGGGUGCGGAGCGUGGACGACGCAGUUCAUCGGUCGUCACGUAAAGCACAAGGACAGCAAUACAAAUUGGAAGUACACCAUCGCACAAGCGCCUAUUGCAGACUCGACUUGCGAGCACUGCGGAUCGAAGAUGCAUCUCGCGGGACCGAUGUGGGGUGGUCCACUCCACAAUCCAGCAUUCAUUGAGAAAAUAUUGGAUGAUCUGAAAGGCGCGGAUGCGGAGGUGUACAAGACGAAGCCACGCAUCGAAGGCAUGCUCGACACCGCACUGGACGAGAUGGUCGUUAAUCCCGAAACCAUGGACUUCAGGAAUGUGAAUACGAAGACUGGUGAGAGGGAGAUCAUUCCAAGAAUGGCGCCAGAACUCAUCGAUCGACAUCCGUUCUUCUUCAUCCCCUCCGCGUUGUGCAAGGUGAUUAAAGCGCAGGCGCCUGCUGAGGCGCUGAUCAAGGGCGCUCUUAGGCAUGCUGGGUAUAAAGUCACGCGGAGUCACUGCAAACCUGGCAGUAUUAAGACUGAUGCGCCGUGGGCGGUGAUCUGGGAAGUCUUCCGAGAGUGGGCAAGGCAGAAAUCACCGGUCAAAGAAGGGGCUCUGCAGGAGGUGCACCCUGGCUGGAAGAUUUUGCAGGCUAUGCGCAAAUCCGACGACGACCGUAGUAUCAGUACUGGGAAUGAGAAGGCCAAACCUGAAGCACAUGGCAACGGCACGGCGGAGGGCACGCCAGACAUUGUCACAGAAGACAAGGACAGUGGCGGGCAGACGCCUCCUCAUCGCCCAACGAAUCCUUCAGACGUGAAAAGGCUCAAAGUUGUGUUUGACGAGAAGCUUGGUAGAGACAAGCCUGGCAAGCGGCUGGUGAGGUAUCAAGAGAAUCCAAGGGAGAACUGGGGUCCCAUGAGGAAAGCGCAGGGAACCAAGCCCGCAAAGCAGACUAAUACAUAA